UGGUGCAGAGACUGUCAACAAUAAACUAAGAUAGUCAUGGGCAACAGUAUUUCUAAGAGCAUGCUCAAUAAAAACCCAGUGUGUGUCACCGGACCUAAUGUGAAUUAUAUGAGAAAUAAUUAUGGUCCUGAUUCUGUGUCACAAUUGCUGCGGUGGGUGACGGAGUGUGGCUUCCCAGACGGCGGCAGUUUUAGCUUGAAGCAGUUAGAUUUGCUGAAAGGUAACCUGACCAAAAUGGAAAGAGAUAAUGUUGGGAAGAAGAAGAAGAGCAGGGUAGAAAUAAACUGGACAGCUUUUCACUUGUGGAAGUUAGAGGCUGAAAAAAGGUUUCAAAAAGCACAAUGUACUCCAAAGAGAGCAUCUAUACAAUAUGUGCAGAAUACACAAAGUACAAUAAGUAACUCACAAAGUCUCCAGUGUCUUAAGUCUUUUUCAGAUGAUCCUGACCUGGAUGGACCGCCUCCUCGACCACGUCUGGCAGCGACUGCGUCAUGUCGACAGGUGUGUGCAGAUCCGGAGCCAGCUCGUGUGGAGCCGAAGGAGAGUCCACUGCCUCCACCGAAGGCAGUUAAGGCUGACCCACCCUCUCCACCGAUCGCGGAUCGUACACGCCAGAAAGACAAGCAAAAGGAGACUACGGAUCUUGAACCUGUCAGAGAAGAGGCUUCGAUUCCAGAGUGCUGUUCGUCAUCCAGCCAGCAGGUGGCGAUAAACACUCCACAGAACCAUGUGUGCGGCAUCACUGAAACCGAUGAAGAAGUCGGUUCAUGGAGUAUGUUUGAGACGAUGUGCAGUCGUUUUGGCUCAGUCAAAGCGGAGACUGCUGCGAUGCCUGAUGAGAGUCGAGCUCCACCUCCAGGCUGUCCCAUGCACCAGGACUCCAAAAUAGCUGCUCCUCCUUCCGAGUGUCCCUUGCACCGAGCAGCUGCUACAGAACAAACCCAAGAGUGCACAGAUGUCCAGCACAUCAGGACAGAGCCUUCGAGUUUUGUGCAGUGUCCUAUGCCUCCUCUAACAGCAGCUUCUCCCGGUCAGCCCUUUCUCGGUCUGUGGUUCGAGAAAGAAGAGCCCACAUCCCUCGUGCAGGAUCGAGCAGAACUGGGUUUAUCCUCCGAGCAGAUGUUCUGGAACGCGAUGCUGAGGAAAGGGUGGCGCUGGAGGGAGCAAGACGUCUCUCAAAAGACAUGA
Messenger RNA from Tachysurus fulvidraco (yellow catfish), 1188 nucleotides. RefSeq lists its product as uncharacterized. Bases 37 to 1188 code for a protein of 383 amino acids. The record is from RefSeq and is a predicted model, not a curated record. The transcript has 6 exons. Lineage: Eukaryota; Metazoa; Chordata; Actinopteri; Siluriformes; Bagridae.